This is a messenger RNA of Rhinichthys klamathensis goyatoka, 1132 nucleotides long. Its product is annotated as serine/threonine-protein kinase pim-2-like. Gene Ontology annotation, biological process: negative regulation of apoptotic process; protein autophosphorylation; regulation of mitotic cell cycle. Gene Ontology annotation, molecular function: ATP binding; protein serine/threonine kinase activity. NCBI's taxonomy places the organism in Eukaryota, Metazoa, Chordata, Actinopteri, Cypriniformes, Leuciscidae. The record is from RefSeq and is a predicted model, not a curated record. The transcript has 4 exons. Bases 1 to 744 code for a protein of 247 amino acids. Gene Ontology annotation, cellular component: cytoplasm.
AUGAUAUUUGAUAUUUUAAUAGACUACAUCUUCAGCCGCUACAGUGUUAGUGAUCAGCUGGGGAAAGGUGGUUUUGGUGUGGUGUACGAAGGAAGACGUUUGGAUGAUGAUCUUAAAGUAAGUCAAGUGGCUUUGAAAUAUGUCACGAAGACCAAGAACACGAAAUGUUUAUCAAUUCCUGAUCAUCCAAACCCCCUUCCAAAAGAGAUCGCCCUCACCCUCCUGGCGAAUAAAGGUCCCAGCGUGCCAGAGAUCAUUAGGCUGCUGGACUGGCAGGACCACCCUGACCACUUUGUUAUGGUCCUCGAAUGUCCCUCUCCCUGUGAGAGUCUGGCACAGUUCAUGAGGCGUCACGGUGGAAGACUCGAUGAAGAGAAGGCACGGCAUAUCAUGAGGCAGGCGGUUCACGCUGCGAACGUGUGCUGCCUUCGAGGAGUUCUCCACCGUGACGUAAAACUGGAUAACCUGCUUAUAAACAGCGAGACAUCCGAAGUAAAGCUGAUUGACUUCGGAUGUGGGGACAUGCUGAGGAGUUCGGCGUACAGGUCAUACUCUGGCACAGCAGCGUACUCCCCUCCAGAGUUUCAUGUCAGGGGGAUGUACUAUGGCAGGCAGGCGACAGCAUGGUCACUAGGGGUUCUGAUGUUUGUGAUGUUGUGUGAACGUUUCCCUAGUGACUAUGACCUGUUACUGCUGAAACGGAAGCUCUGGUCUAAACCCGGCCUGUCAAGAGGUGAGAUCUAGAAUUAAUCAUUCACAAUCAUAGAAAACAUCUUAACAUGAUCAAAUAGAGUAGAUGUAAAGUUUAAGGUAAUAAUCAGACAUCCCUCCCGUCUUCCUGCACAGAAUGCUGUCGUCUGCUCAGGGCUCUCUUGCGGGAAAAACCAAGUCGGCGACUUAGUCUUGGGCUAAUCCUGUCCCACAACUGGUUUAAGGUAGUGAACCUAAGAUCGGCUAAAAAAAAAAAGUUUAUUUUCCCAUAGGAAGAAUUUGCCGAGUCAAAUCUGUUCUCUUUUUCAGGUCGUUGCAUAAGGCCACUCCAGUUGGCAUCUCUCGUGUAGCUUAGCGUCUUGCGGGCUGCAAUGGGAGACGCUUCCAUCCCUCCUCUCACCUUUGCAUCUUGCGGGGUGAG